This is a messenger RNA of Lycium barbarum (goji berry), 492 nucleotides long. RefSeq names its product glycine-rich protein DOT1-like. NCBI's taxonomy places the organism in Eukaryota, Viridiplantae, Streptophyta, Magnoliopsida, Solanales, Solanaceae. The transcript has 2 exons. Bases 1 to 492 code for a protein of 163 amino acids. The record is from RefSeq and is a predicted model, not a curated record.
AUGUUCAGUGACUAUUCCGACAGAUAUUUUGAUCGAAUCUUUGAGAAAAGAAAAAAUUGUAGUGUUUUGACACGGAAAAAUGAGGAAGUCCCUCAGCAUAUCAACGAGAACUUGUUUCCCACCAUGCGUUUUUCAAGUGAGCUGCUUACUGAUGGUGGUGGUAGUGCUGGUGCUAGUAGUGAUGAUGGUGGAAAUGAUGAUGGUGGCGGUGGUGAUGGUGGUAGUGGUAGUGGUAGUGGUGGUGAUGGUGCUGGUGCUAGUGGUGAUGAUGAUGGAAAUGAUGAUGGUGGUGGUGGUGGAGGAGGAGGAGCUGAUACUGGAGGAGAUGGUGGUGGUAGUGGUGAUGAUGGUGACGAUACUGGUGGAGGUGGUGGUGGUUGCAUAACCUGCCUCCAACGAAUUCCCAAAUUAUGCUUUGGUGUUGGCGGUGUUGGUGUGCCUCCGUCCUUAUUCCUGUCUACACUUUUUAGCUUUCCGGCAGAAUUAAUGUAG